CCGAGCAAGAUGGAGUUCCUCCUGGGGAAUCCGUACAGCACCCCGGUGGGGCACUGCAUCGAGAGAGCCACAGAUGGCUCCCUUCAAAGUGAAGACUGGACCCUCAACAUGGAAAUAUGUGACAUCAUCAAUGAAACUGAGGAUGGGCCAAAGGAUGCAAUCAGAGCAGUGAAAAAGAGGCUUAAUGGCAACAGGAACUACAGGGAAGUGAUGCUGGCCCUGACGGUGCUGGAGACGUGUGUGAAGAACUGCGGCCAUCGUUUCCAUGCCCUCGUCACCAGCAGGGACUUUAUUGACGGUGUGCUCGUUAAAAUCAUCUCACCUAAAAAUAACCCUCCAACCAUUGUACAGGACAAAGUGCUGGCCCUGAUUCAGGCGUGGGCUGAUGCGUUCCGUAGCAGUCCUGAUCUUACGGGUGUGGUCCACAUCUAUGAAGAGCUGAAGAGGAAGGGCAUCGAGUUCCCCAUGUCUGACCUCGAGACCCUGUCACCCAUACACACACCGCAACGGCUGGCGUCUGCCCCGGAGGGUGACCCCAAUCCGCAGAAGUACAGCGCCCCACCCCAACCCACGCCGCGCUCCGUUCCCCCAGCCUACACCACCCCACAAGUCCCCAACAUCCACGCCUCCGGCUCCAUCAACCCCACACCUGAACAGAUUUGCCGUUUGCGCAGUGAGUUGGAAAUUGUGCGUGGAAACACCAAAGUGAUGUCAGAGAUGCUGACCGAAAUGGUUCCAGGACAGGAAGACCCCUCGGACCACGAGCUGCUGCAGGAACUGAACAGGACUUGCAGAGCCAUGCAGCAGAGGAUAAUGGAGCUCAUCUCGUGUGUGUCCAACGAGGAAGUGACCGAGGAGCUUCUCCACGUCAACGAUGAUCUCAACAAUAUCUUCCUGCGCUACGAGAGGUAUGAGAGGUUUCGCUCCGGGAGGUCUUCUGCUCAGAAUGUCAACAACGGGGUCCUAAGUGAAGCUACCGAGGACAACCUGAUAGACCUGGGCCCGGGCUCCCCAGCAGUGGUCAGCAACAUGCCCGCUACCGCUCCCACCAGCCUCCCCCCCAACCUGUCCACUCCAGGAGUACGCCCAUCCUCCCCUGCCUCCCUGGCCACACGGCUGGCUGGCCUCGAUGUAGGUGCAGAUAGUGUGAGCACCACCCUGAGCUUGCUGUCCAGCUGUAAGCCUCCGCCCUCCCAGGAUGACUUUGACAUGUUCGCUCAGACUCGGACCGGAGCUCUGUCUGAACCACGCCAGACGGCUCCAGAGGAAGAUAGCCUCCCUCCUACCCUCGAUGUUCGACAGCUGACUAUAGGAGGGGGCGCGGAGGGCCAGUCCUCUGUCAUGGAUGACAUAGAGGAGUGGCUGUGUUCUGAUGUGAAGGGAGACGAGGGAGAGGAAGGAGUCACAAGUGAAGAGUUUGACAAGUUCUUGGAAGAGAGAGCCAAAGCUGCAGAAAUGGCUCCCAGUCUGCCGUCGCCCCCUAAUGGUGAGCCUGGGGCGAUGCAGGGAACACCCAGCCGCAAGAAAGCAGACCAACAAGAAGAUGCGCUGUUCGCCAUGUAGACCUCUCACCUUUCACCUUCCUUUGACAACCCCCCCCCCCCCCCCCAAGCCCUGGCGUGUGACCCGACCAGCUGAACAGCAACAUGCCAGGACGGACUGCAGCUGUGCACUUGUGUGUGUCACGCGACACACAAACACGCCACGCAUAACACUCAGAACACACCUGACGCACUCACAUGCCCCCUCGAUUUAUUUUCAGCCCUGCUGGCUAAACACCACCCGGCUACACUACAGUCUGCCAGUGCUUUAUCUUCAUUAAAAAGGGAAUCUUUCAUUCUUUUUUUUAGUUUAUCUUCACUACAUGAAGGGAAAACCAUACAAAUGCGCCAUUUUAAUACACUAUUAGACAAGUGGAGCUCACCAGCUAGUUCUGGAAACAACAAGGGUCACUGUACAAUGAUGUUCCUGACUAGUCCAUGAAGGACGUUUUCUGUUGUACUGUGUUUGUGGACUUCGUUAGCCGCUUGUGGUCUGCAGAGAAAGGACAGCUAGCGUGUUGUGUGGUCAUCUUUCAUCUUCCCUGAUCCCGUGACCUCGGUGUGACAGAGGAGGUCUGCCUGUCUGUUUAUUAUGACCACAUACACACCUGAUGAAGACUCCCCGGCAUGCCGUACCGUCAUCCACUACCAUCCUCCUCCUCCUCUGAACAUUUAGACAGUUUGCACCAUUAGAAGUAUAUCUGCCAUUGUUUUCCCUCAUUAUGGGGCCAUUCUCAUUAUUUGGUCACAUGUUUAGACAUCCUGAUCGUGCCCUAUGAGGAAGCCUUUACGUGUGACCCACGUGAUUAACAGUCUGUCUCGCUUAGUGGUGACCUUGAUUUCCAUGUUGUGUGGAGUGGGGCUGUUGUAUAUCUGUAAAUGAUAAAUGCUGAGUUUAUUAGUCGUGUGUAUAUAGUAUGUUUAACCAGGCCGUGUACGGGAGAGACGUCGGCAUUACAGGAGAUUAAAAGGGCAUCUGAGCAGGCUUAUCUUCCUCAGCCGCUCUCGGAAGAGGUUUACCUCACCGUGGGAGGGAGGAGGAGGAGGAGGCUGAACGUUCACCAUCUCCUGUAGGGAAGUUCCUCCUCCGUGGCUGGCGAGCUGCCAGGCGACACUAGAUAUUUUGAGCAAAUCCUUUUUUCCCUCCGUUAUAAUCUGUUCAGCACUUUGUUUAUUUGGUCAGGAUUCUCAGAUGCAGUUUGAAAUGAUUUUGCAGAGACUUUAUUUGCUUUUUGAAUUCUUCAUCAGAAUGACCUCUGUGUAGGCAGGUCUGUCUGUCUGUCUUCAUGUAUGAUUCACUCAUGUGAUUUAAGGGAAACGCACUGUGCUGGAUAUAUAGAUGUGUAUUUAUAUAUCAUAUUUCUGUCAAGCUGUCCGUCUGCUGAAGACGGUCACGUGUCUUUAGGUGAGACGGGACGCUUUGUUAGUGUCACAUGACCACAGCGGGCUCCCCGCCGGGUACCGGGAGGUUGGUCCGGAUGCUGAACCGCUGCUCGUCUUCCUGCAGCAGGUUGCUGGGUGAAGCUGGGUCAUCGGUCCGGUCUGAACUCGUCUGAGUGGACCACGUUGUAUGUUUUCUGUUUUACUGAAUUUAAACUUAAAGGACCAAUGUUUGUGUGUUUAAUUAUUUGUGUUGAAAAUGAACAUGUGGUAAAUUACAGACUCUGAGCUGGUAAUCCGUCAAAUGGUCCCAGUCUUUGGCUUGACGUCCAUGCUCCUCUGUCAG
Messenger RNA from Lampris incognitus (smalleye Pacific opah), 3267 nucleotides. It is a transcript of the gene tom1l2b, whose product is annotated as target of myb1 like 2 membrane trafficking protein. The record is from RefSeq and is a predicted model, not a curated record. NCBI's taxonomy places the organism in Eukaryota, Metazoa, Chordata, Actinopteri, Lampriformes, Lampridae. Bases 10 to 1563 code for a protein of 517 amino acids. Gene Ontology annotation, molecular function: clathrin binding; phosphatidylinositol binding; ubiquitin binding. The transcript is spliced from 15 exons. Gene Ontology annotation, biological process: signal transduction. Gene Ontology annotation, cellular component: endosome; membrane.